GUUGUAGACUUUCGCGCUCGUCCUUUCCGUGACGAGCCCACCUCAAUGCACGGGGUCGGUGGUUGCGCGCCCGUGCUGCUGCUACCACUAUUUUUAGUAUCCUUUCGACUCACGACCAGCUCAGUCACCGCCGAACGGCAAUCCAGCGAGGCGCGCGCCUCAUUGCUACUAAAACCCACACACACACACACACACAAAUACAUACACAAUCACACACACAUACUGUUUAGAAAUAAUAGCGCUGCAGAGUAUGUGCACCGGGCGCCGUGUUCAGCCGCUUAGCCGCCUACCUCGAUUGGUUACGCGCAGCGUGCGAAUGGUGCAGUGCGAAAGUGUACCACUGUCGGUCGCAGCAGUGUAGAAGACGACGGAAUCUGUUUCGGGAGCCGCGCGCGCUACCUUCAGGCGAUGCACAUUCGGAUACGCUAGCAGCAGCACCUGCGGUCCUGUUUGCCUGCCACAGCGGACAGCGGUCGGUGGACAACCAGGACUGUUCGUUCCACAAGGUUGGAGUAGGGUUCGCCCCAAGUUCGAGGUGUGUGAAAAGGAGUGAAAUUUCCAGCACAAAACUGCCAAAUCAGUUCAGUGAAGUAAGCAAGCAAGCAAGCAAGCAAGGCCCUGUGGGGGGAAAAGGACCAUGAUCAACCGUAGCAGCCACAGCAAACCGAAGCCGAUCGUGCAGAAGAAGAGCACCGCCAGAAGCAGCGACGAUGGCAGCGAGGACUCGAACGAGGACACCUCGUCCGGUACGGCCGAGUCGGGCACCAGCUCGGACUCGGAGUCGGAGAUGGACACUACCGAGACGUCCUUCUCGUCCAAGAGUGCUACCGAGUGUGGCAACACCGGUGGUGGCAAUGGCCCGUCCUGCAAGGGCCAGCUCCAAGGCCAGCAGGGGCUGCUGCGGAUGAACAAUCGCAACUACGCGGUGUACUGCGGCGGCGAAGCGGAUACGAAAAAUUCCAAACACUUUUGCAAUCAUCACCACCAUCACCAUCAUCAUCACGGCGAUGAGGAGAGCAAGAAGGAAGUGAACUGUUGUAGAAGUGCUGCUCUCGACCAAAAUGCGCGCCUUGUACAUAGGCUCAAGAAAGCGAAGAAAACACUACCGAUCAGUAUUUGUAUACUAAACUGCCGCUACGACAUUAUCACGCGCGUGUGCAAACGGCUCGGCUAUCGGCUGGUCGGCGAGUCCGACCUGUGGAACGUCUGCUGGACGGAUUCGUUCGUGGGCGUCGACUUCUGCCGCGACAUGCGACGGUUCCAGAAGGUGAACCACUUCCCCGGGAUGUUCGAGAUCUGCCGCAAGGAUCUGCUGGCCCGCAAUCUGAACCGGAUGCUGAAGCUGUUCCCGCUGGACUAUCAGAUCUUCCCCAAAACGUGGUGCUUUCCGGCCGACUUGGGUGAUGCCGUCGCUUACAGCCGAACGCAUCGCAGCAAAACGUUUAUACUCAAACCGGACCAGGGUUCGCAGGGGAAGGGCAUCUUUUUGACGAAAAACCUGAAAGAGAUCAAUCCGAAGGAUCGCAUGAUCUGCCAGGUGUACAUCACGAAACCGCUGCUGAUCGACGGGUACAAGUUUGAUCUGCGCGUCUACACGCUGAUCACCUCGACGGAUCCGUUGCGCAUUUUUGUCUACAACGAAGGAUUGGCUAGAUUUGCCACGAACAAGUACAAGGAACCGUGCGUUACGAACGCGUCCAACACGUUCAUGCACCUGACCAACUACUCGGUGAACAAGUACAGCCGGACGUUCUCGAACGACGAUGAGGCCGGCUCGAAGCGACGCUUCUCCACGCUCAAUCGCAUCCUGACCUCGGAAGGCUACGACAUUGCCGAGCUGUGGAGCAACAUCGACGACGUGAUCGUCAAAACGGUGAUGAGCGCCUGGCCAAUGCUGAAGCACACGUACACUGCCAGCUUUCCCACGCACGACAUCAUCCAGGCGUGCUUCGAGGUGCUCGGGUUCGACAUCCUGAUCGAUCACAAGCUCAAACCGUACGUGCUGGAGGUGAACCAUUCGCCAUCGUUCCACACGGACGAGGCGAUCGACAAGGAGAUUAAGGAGGCCCUCAUCACGGACACGUUCAUCAUGCUCAACCUAAACGGGGAGGUGAAAAAGCGGGUACUGGAGGAGGACAAACGGCGCAUCCAGAACCGGCUGCUGCAACGGUUACGCGAUUAUUCCAAGCAGACGGUUAGCAAGGAUCAGCAGCAGCAGCAGCAGCAGCAACAGCAGGGCCAGCAGGGCCAGCAGGGAGGGCAGCAGCAGCAGGGUCAGCAGCAGCAGCAAGGGCGCGACGCGAACGAUCCGGACGACGAUGGGUACGGCGAGGAGGGGAUGGGCCCGUGGGCCGAACAGAUCAACUGGGAGGAGACGCAUCUGGGCGGGUAUCGGCGGAUCCUGCCCGCGCCCGGCGACCCCAACCGCUACCUGCAGUUCUUCAUCGCCCAGAGCCAGGCGUCGGUGUACAACGAGACGGCGGCCAGCAAGCGCCGGGAGGAGUGUGCCAAGCAGCAGCGCAUCGAGCUGGAGGAGCGCUUCCGCCUGAACCAGGCGAUCCUGCACAAGCACAAUCCGAAGCUGCAGAAGGGCGGCGGGCUGGGUGCGGGCGAGGAUGCGGCCGGCGGGAAUGGGGCGGGCGGUGGUGGUGCCGGCGGUAUCGGAGCGGGCAAGAAGAAGCUCCGCAAGCGCAAGGUCGCGAAGGUGGCGAAAAAGCACGACGAGUUCAUGCCGGACCAGAUCGCGGACUACGAGGAGCGGGAACGGAUGGCGCUGCUGGGGCAGCGCGAUUUUCUCAUACGCACCUGCGGGCUAGUGCAGAGCAUAUACAUCAACUUUCAUCGGAACAAGCUGCUCACGGAUUCGGACCGACGCAAGUAUAAGGAAACGUACGCGAAGCUGAUCACCAACGAGCAUCUGCCACAGUCCGAGUCGUCCCCACAGUCCAACCAUACGUUUUCGACCAUCCACAGUACCAGCACGGUGGCCGGUUCGACGUCAACCGGCGGUUACCAUGGCUACGGUGGAGUGACAGCCGGAAGCAACAGCAACACCACAACCUGCCUGCCCAGCCUUGGCACUGCACAGCAACAGCAGCAGCAGCAGCACUCGUCCGGCUCCUCCUCCUCCACGAACCAGCUGCAGAAGCUGCAGAUCAAAAGCUUGGUCGCCAUCAACGACGUCACCUCGUGGAUGCAGUGCACGGAGGUGCCGGUACAGAGCCGGCCACCGCUACCGUACCUGCUAGCGACGCAGCCGACCAACUACCGCAGCACCAAGUCGACGAUGGCCCGCCAGGUAACGAACGUGGUCAAGCGGCACAGCAUGGAAUCGCGCCAGUACUACACCUCGGACAAGCUCAUCUAGUAUUGACUCCGGCACGGCAACGAUGGGCCGUGCGAUAGCAUCAGCGCCGCCAACACUGCCGCCGCCGCCCGGGCGUCCCACUCAAAAGGGCUAUUGAACUGGCUGCAAAUCCACGAUGAUGCUGCCUACUUUCUGCUGUUUUGUCGUCCUUGGCGAAGCAGGGUGUAUCCGCUUUCAUUCGCUCCAAAAGCUACUUUAAUCUCAACCGAGCGCAGCACGCAAAUUGUGGACGCGAGGGACGCGAUGUGUUUGUUUAUGAGUGUUUGAUAUUUGUUUUUCGUAUUUUUGUUCUUUAAAG
Anopheles arabiensis is the source of this 3665-nucleotide messenger RNA. RefSeq names its product tubulin polyglutamylase TTLL13-like. The transcript is spliced from 7 exons. The coding region runs from base 638 to 3367 and encodes 909 amino acids. Gene Ontology annotation, biological process: protein polyglutamylation; microtubule cytoskeleton organization. The record is from RefSeq and is a predicted model, not a curated record. Gene Ontology annotation, molecular function: tubulin-glutamic acid ligase activity; tubulin binding. Gene Ontology annotation, cellular component: cilium. NCBI's taxonomy places the organism in Eukaryota, Metazoa, Arthropoda, Insecta, Diptera, Culicidae.